Ochlerotatus camptorhynchus is the source of this 744-nucleotide messenger RNA. RefSeq names its product ATP synthase, subunit D (gene ATPsynD). The coding region runs from base 119 to 637 and encodes 172 amino acids. NCBI's taxonomy places the organism in Eukaryota, Metazoa, Arthropoda, Insecta, Diptera, Culicidae. Gene Ontology annotation, biological process: proton motive force-driven ATP synthesis. The record is from RefSeq and is a predicted model, not a curated record. Gene Ontology annotation, molecular function: proton-transporting ATP synthase activity, rotational mechanism. The transcript has 4 exons.
UGGCAACUCUGGUACCAUUUUGACAGAUUACGUAAGUCGAAAAUCUUAGCACUUCGAACGACAUCGAUAGGUGUGUUAGCUGAGUAAACUUACUUCGUCAGCAUCUGCAUCAGUAACGAUGGCCGCACGCAGAAUCGCUCAAUCCAGCGUCAACUGGGCCGCCCUGGCCGAACGCGUUCCGCAGAACCAGAAAACUAACCUUACCGCAUUCAAGUCGAUGAGCGACAAAUAUCUACGAAGCGUCAUGGCAAACCCUGAAACUCCACCAAAGCUCGACUGGGCCUUCUACCAGAAGAAUGUCCCUGUCGCUGGUAUGGUAGAUAAGUUUCAAAAGGCGUAUGAAGCCCUGCAGGUUCCUUAUCCAGCUGACAACGUAACAUCCCAGGUAGAAGCCCAGGAGAAACAGGUCCAUGAAGAAAUUUCCAAGUUUGUCAAGGUUUCCGAGGGCAGAAUUACUGACUACCAGAGCCAAAUUGCAGCCCUGAAGGCUCUGCUGCCAUUCGACCAGAUGACCAUGGAAGAUUACCGCGAUGCCUAUCCAGAUCAAGCUUUGGAUGCAAUCAACCGCCCAUCGUUUUGGCCGCACAACCCCGAAGAACAGGAGGUUGGAGCUCCGAAUGCUGAGCCUCAUCAUUAAAGGAUUUUUCGAAGCAAAAAAGGAGAAAUACGCUAGCAAAGCUAAUUGCUGUUUAGAACAUCAAGCUACAAAAUUUAAUUGAAUAAAAACUCAUCGUAAGAACAAAA